This is a messenger RNA of Anthostomella pinea, 1329 nucleotides long. NCBI's taxonomy places the organism in Eukaryota, Fungi, Ascomycota, Sordariomycetes, Xylariales, Xylariaceae. The record is from the annotation of a GenBank genome assembly.
AUGUCUUCAAGAUUUGGCGCCGCGCGUCCGAAGCGCGCGGGAGAGAACUACGCAAGACAAAACCACAAUGCCGAGCCAGAUUCCAAGAAAGUCAAGUUCGACGUGCGGAAUCCCUCCGCGCUCGCCGCCGACGUCGACGAUGAAGACGAGGGCGCGGACGCCUACCUGGAGGCCGACGCCGAGGUCAUCCGCGGCAGUGCCGCGACCAAGCGCGGGGCCGUGAACAUCGACGGCUACGACUCCGACUCGGAUCGCGAAGAGCUGGGUACGCUACACGCGUCCAAGUCGAAAGCAACAAAAGACAAGAAAGAUGACGAUGAGGAUGUGGACGACAUGUUUGCGGCCGAAGCUGAGGAUGGCGACCCGAAGGACGACGCCGUCGACAACACCACGGGCAAGAAGAGCAAGGAGGUCAGGUUCCUGGAUGCCGCAGAGAUCGAAGGUCAGGACACGAGAUCGAGAUCCGGUGGACACGUGCACACGGACGACCCGCCCUCGAGCGAAGACGACGAGGAAGAAGUCGCGCUGGCCAUCCAGGAGGAAGACAUCGACGAGGAGGUUGGGGCUGGUGGUCUCAAAAAGCAUGCGCCCAAGGUGGAAGCAUUCAACCUCAAGGCCGAGCAGGAGGAGGGCCGCUUCGACGAGUCGGGCAACUUCGUGCGCAAAGCGGUAGACCCGGACGCCGUGCACGACCGCUGGCUCGAAGGCGUCAGCAAGAAGGAGAUGAAGAAGGCCGCCGAGGCGCACGAGAAGCGCGAGGCCGAGCAGCGGGAGAAGCGCAGAGAGGAAGACAAUGCCUUGACAUCGGACCUACUCAAAUCCCUGAUUCUGAAGCUGGAGCGUGGUGAGACGGCUCUGGAAGCUCUCGCGAGGCUGGGAAGGGGCCAGACGAAAGCGAAGAAGGUUCCGAAGUGGAAGCAAAAGAAGCAGAAGCCCGACGUCAUGGAACUCGACGCGGAAAAGGCGGCCGAAGACCCGGAACAAGUCCGCAUCAAGGAGGCUAUCGACGCCAUUACGGAUGCCGCCGACAAGCUACUAGGCAGAGACCGGCCUGAUAUCUAUGACAGGGAGCGUGAGCUCUUGAUACGAGAAUAUGCACGUGAAGCAGACGAAGAGUGGGUUGAGCCGCAACAGAAGCCAGAGGCAGCUGAUGCGAAGACGAGGAUGUGGGAAUAUCGGUGGACAGACGGUCGGGAUGAUGCUGACAAGCAAGGCCCGUUCGAUGAGCCUACAAUGAACGCCUGGCAAGAUGCUGGCUAUUUCGGAGCGGGCAUUGAAUUCCGCGAGGUUGGCAGCGAUAGCUGGACUCGAGCAGCCAGCUUUGUAUGA